Molecule: messenger RNA, 762 nt
Organism: Blastomyces dermatitidis ER-3
Lineage: Eukaryota; Fungi; Ascomycota; Eurotiomycetes; Onygenales; Ajellomycetaceae
Product: heat shock protein 30
Exons: 1
Coding region: 1-762 (253 amino acids)
Biological process (GO): response to heat; protein complex oligomerization; protein folding
Source: RefSeq, a predicted model, not a curated record
AUGUCCUCUCGCCCAGCCAUUAUUAAAUCUCUCAAGAGCAGACUGCCAUCCCAGCGAUACCUAGCUUCCCCAGCUUACCGCGUCUCCAAACUCGCCACAACAGCCUCGGCAACUCCAUACAACUACACCACUACUACGAACAAGAUCCAUAAUCACAACCAAACCCGCAACAUGUCUUUCUUCUCCCGCUUCCCCUCUGGCGAAUUCACCCCUCUCUUCCGUCUUCUAGAAGACUACGAGACCCACCGUUCUGGCUCUGAAUCCACCUCUGGCAUGCGCACCUUCGCCCCGCGCUUCGACGUCCGCGAAUCAAAGGACGCCUACCACCUCGAUGGCGAGCUGCCAGGCAUCAGCCAAAAGGACAUCGACAUCGAGUUCACCGACUCCCAAACCCUCGUCGUCAAGGGCCGCUCAGAGCGCGAGUACUCCGCCUCUUCCGGUGGCGACGAGCAUCCCUCCGCCAGCGGAGCCCUCCCCGGGCCCAGAAAGCCCCGCCAACCAACCGUUGAGGAUGAAGAGCCGGAGACCUCGACGACCGCUGUGACGAAGACGGGCGGCAAAUCCCAGGCAGUCGGCCAGCAUGUUCGUGAUGGGAUGAAGUAUUGGGUCUGCGAGCGCUCUGUGGGCGAGUUUAGUCGCACAUUCAGCUUCCCGUCCAGGGUUAAUCAGGAUGGUGUGAAGGCUAGUUUGAAGAAUGGGAUUUUGUCGGUUGUCAUCCCGAAGUCGUCGGCGCCGACUUCGAAGAGGAUUAAUAUUGACUAA